AUGCCCCCCCCCCGCCGCCGCCUCCACUUUCCCCUCCCCAAACUCCGCCAUACCCCCCGCAACCUGCAGACCCUGCGCUCGUUCCCGCUCGCCGAAGUCUCCGGCGCCCUUGGCGACCUGGGCACCUUCCUCCCCCUCCUCACCGCCCUCGCCGUAAACAACACAAUCUCCCUGCCCUCCAGCCUCCUCUUCUCCGGCCUCUACAACAUCUUCACAGGCCUCUACUUCGGCAUCCCACUGCCCGUCCAGCCCAUGAAAGCCAUCGCCGCCGUCGCCAUCGCCAAGCACUUCUCGCCCGGCCAGAUCACCGCCGCGGGAAUCUUUGUGGGCGGCGUUAUCCUGCUGUUCAGCGUGACGGGCUUGCUGGAGUGGUUUGCGCGCGUUGUGCCCACGCCGGUCGUUAAGGGGAUACAGGUUGGCGCGGGGUUGUCGUUGGUUAUUUCUGCAGGGUCGACUCUGAGGGGCCAUCUGGGCUGGAUCGGGCCCAGCUGGGCGGAUAAUUACAUCUGGAUGAUCGUGGCGUUGGUCGUGCUGGCGCUGACGGCGGUCUAUGACCGUGUCCCCUAUGCACUCAUCGUGUUCCUGGUCGGGAUUGUGUUUGCCUUUGUCUCGCUAGGCCUGUCACAUCAUGGACUUCCGUCCUUCGGUCUCUGGCAUCCUGCCAUCUCCAUCCCUGUCGGCCAUGAGUGGCGUGUCGGCAUCAUCGAUGCGGGCAUCGGACAGCUCCCGCUGACGACGCUGAAUUCUAUCGUCGCCGUCGUCUAUCUGGCGGCCGAUCUGUUGCCGGAGGUUGAGGCGCCGUCCACCACCGCCAUCGGGCUUAGUGUUGCCGCCAUGAAUCUGCUAGGAUGCUGGUUCGGCGCGAUGCCCGUGUGCCAUGGCUCCGGCGGCCUGGCGGCGCAGUUCCGAUUCGGAGCCCGGAGUGGGUCGAGCAUCAUUCUCCUCGGCUCCUUCAAGCUGAUUGUCGGACUGUUCUUUGGCAACACGCUUGUGGGGCUGCUGCGGCAGUUCCCCACGGCGUUUCUGGGCGUUAUGGUUAUUGCCGCUGGAUUGGAGCUGGCGAGCGUGGGGGAGAGUUUGAAUACCGCGCGCGCGUGGGAUUUGUCGAAGCAUGCUCGUUUGGCCGGGACAAAUGUUCUGACCAACGAAGAGAAGAAGAGAAGGUGGACAGUUAUGAUGGGUACGAUUGGGAUGCUGGUUGCUUUUAUGAAUGAUGGCAUUGGGUUUUUGGCGGGGAUGGUUUGUCAUUGGACGUAUAUGAUUCCGGGCUUGGUGGAGAAGGCCCGGGAGGAAUUUUCGGAGGGUAGUAUUAGGCUUCCUGUGAGCUGGCGUCGUUGA
Messenger RNA from Paracoccidioides lutzii Pb01, 1338 nucleotides. RefSeq names its product sulfate transporter. Gene Ontology annotation, molecular function: molybdate ion transmembrane transporter activity. Gene Ontology annotation, biological process: molybdate ion transport. Bases 1 to 1338 code for a protein of 445 amino acids. The record is from RefSeq and is a predicted model, not a curated record. The transcript has a single exon.